ACCGUUUUCCGGUUCCGGUACGGCGUGGGCCUCCUCAAGUUUAUCGCUUUCUCUGAAAAUUUGUGCGUCAAAUUUCUCUCAAUUGAUGACUGGAAAAGAGUGAAACCAAUUUGAAACUUUGAGCAUGGCCAAACUCUAUAGACAGGAUGGAGGGUGGGCAUGGAUGGUCUUGUUCUCGACUUUCCUGGGCCAUGUUAUCCAUGUCGGCAUGUCUUUCACAUUUGGCGUUUACUUCGUUGUAUUGAGAGACGUUUUCGGCAGCUCGGCCAGUCUAACAUCAUGGGUUGGAUCGCUAAAUACCGGUCUUCUAUUUGGAACAGGUCCUUUAGCAAGUGUUUUCUUGAACAAGUUUGGCUGCAGAUUCACUAUCAUUUUGGGAGGUCUGAUAGCUACAACUGGAAUGGUAGCAAGCUAUUUUGCUACAAAUGUUUACCACUUGAUCAUCACUUUUGGAAUAACAGCAGGUCUAGGCUUUGGACUCGCCUACACGCCGUCCGUUGUCAUGGUCGGAACUUAUUUCAACAGAUGGCGCUACCUGGCGACGGCGAUCGCCUGCACCGGCGGCGGACUCGGCAACAUCCUUUUCGCCGUCGUCUUCAACAAGGUGAUCGUGGCGUACGGCUGGCAAGGGUCGAUGCUGAUCAACGGGGCGAUAGCGCUCAACCUCGUUCUCUGCGGGGUCAUGAUGCGGCCGCUGGACACGAAGCGGUCGCCGACGAAGAUGGCCGUGUUCGAUCUCACGCUGCUGCGAGACGUCAAGAUGUUCAUGUUCGCUCUGAGCAUGAUCUGCUGGAACGUCGGAACGAUCACGGUGUACUUCAUCGUCAGCGACUACCUCAAGGAGAUGGGCGUCGACCACGACAGCGCCAUCUACCUGCUCACGAUCAUCGGAAUCGCAAACACGGUCGGACGUCCGCUCGCGGGCGUCACUGCCCUUGUUCCGCACUGGCCGUAUGCGAACCUCUGGCUGUACACGCUGUCGAUCCUCGGGCACGGCGUCGCGAGUAUUCUCUUCAACGUCGGCCACUCGUACGGCGUCUUCGCUUUCUGCGGCAUCCUGUUCGGGUUCUUCUUCGGAACGCAGCUCGGUGCGAUAGCGAACGUUAUCAUCGACUUGUUCGGAAUGGCAAAGUUCAACAACAGCUAUGGUUAUCUGAUGUUCGCGCAGGGCGUUGGCAUCAUCAUCGGACCGCCCAUUGCAGGUGCCAUUGUCGUGAUAUCACAAUGGACUCAAUCCCCCUUCUGUUUUACCUGA
Priapulus caudatus is the source of this 1255-nucleotide messenger RNA. Its product is annotated as monocarboxylate transporter 3-like. The transcript is spliced from 5 exons. NCBI's taxonomy places the organism in Eukaryota, Metazoa, Priapulida, Priapulimorpha, Priapulimorphida, Priapulidae. Gene Ontology annotation, biological process: monocarboxylic acid transport; transmembrane transport. The record is from RefSeq and is a predicted model, not a curated record. Gene Ontology annotation, molecular function: monocarboxylic acid transmembrane transporter activity. Bases 125 to 1255 code for a protein of 376 amino acids.